AUGGGCUUCGACGCUGCCCUCUUCGGCAGCUCCAUUCUCAGGACUUCCAUCGGCCAGCUGGGAAGCAAGACCUUCUUCGUCUCGGCCAUACUCACAGCGUGGUGUCCCUGGGAGGGCCCCCGAAGCCAUGAGGAUGGUGGCUUUCAGAUGCUGCUGGUGCUGCUAGGGGCGUACCUGGCAUGGGUCAUCCGGGUCAUGCUUCUGAUCUACGCGACGGACAAGACCUGGCAAUUUGCCGCCUGCGACGGCCUGUCCUGCUUUUGCUUCCUGAUUCUGGGCCUGCGGGCCCGAAGCGACCUGGCCGGCUGUGAUGCGCGCGACCUUAGGGCCCGCCUGCGCUACACUCCCAGCGGAGCCGACGCAGCUGGCGGGACUGCCGAUGGAGAUGUCGAAAAGCCGAAGGAGGUGGGCUGGACCGGGGAGUGGAACACAGCGGCCUUUGGAGCCAUCCUCCCCAGCGUCCUGCAGCCGGAGCCGCGGGAGCCACGGAGCACGCAGUACGGGACGGCCGAGCAGUACGCGUCGUCGGACGGCGUGCUCUCUUCCAAGCUAAGCGACAGGACCAUGUCCACUGCCCUGGCGCUUGUUGCACCGUUGGUUCUGGUGUUCCUGGCCCAGGCUGACGAUCGCGCGACCACCCUCCUAGUCCAGACUGGCGUGGACGGCGCCGAUGUCGUCUGCGGCGCUUUGAUGGGCCUGAUGCUGUCCACCUUCGUCUCGGUCUUCUUUGGCAUGGUCAUGGAGAGAGCCCUGGUGGACAGCAGGCUGAUGUUCACAGUGUCCUUCGCCCUCCUGACAUUGAGCUUCGUGUCCCUGACGCAGGCCUUGCUGUACCUGGACGCUGCCCGCCCGGUGCUUGACAUCGCGAAGGGGAAGACAGUGGCCUUGCUGACCAUGAUCGGCGGUGGCUCUUGA
Molecule: messenger RNA, 915 nt
Organism: Symbiodinium natans
Lineage: Eukaryota; Dinophyceae; Suessiales; Symbiodiniaceae
Source: the annotation of a GenBank genome assembly